This is a messenger RNA of Paramisgurnus dabryanus, 6495 nucleotides long. It is a transcript of the gene ldah, whose product is annotated as lipid droplet associated hydrolase. The record is from RefSeq and is a predicted model, not a curated record. Gene Ontology annotation, cellular component: lipid droplet. Gene Ontology annotation, molecular function: lipase activity. Gene Ontology annotation, biological process: lipid storage. NCBI's taxonomy places the organism in Eukaryota, Metazoa, Chordata, Actinopteri, Cypriniformes, Cobitidae.
GAAGAGACAGUAGGAAGUGUUUGCUCUUUUGUACCUGCUGUCAGAAGAUUACAGUAAAUGUCAUUACAUCUCUUUUUGCGAACUUUAUUCGCUCACAAAAGCCCAAAAGAAAAACGUCUGUUGGAGUGCUCAAGACUGAUCCGGUUAAUGUGAUGUGCAGCCCAGGAUCUGAGGGACACGGAGAGGAUCCGUCUGUGGAGAACAUCUACUGCAGAGGUGCAGUCACUGAAGUGCUCAAGUAUGGUCCAACAGACCUGCACGGUGCCAGGAAAGGCCCAAACCCUCCCAAAAUGCUCAUUCUCAUCAUUCCAGGUAACCCAGGUGUGGUGGGAUUUUACAAGACAUACAUGUGGACCCUGUAUCAGACAUUCCUAAGAAGAUAUCCAGUGUGGGCUGUGAGUCAUGCCGGACACUGUAUGCCUCCAGACACCUUCGAUAUGAUUGAAGAUGCAUCUGUGGCUGAGAGGGAGGAUGUUUUCGGGCUUGAUGGACAGAUUGAACACAAGCUGACCUUCCUUCGCAAGCAUGUGCCUCGAGAGACAACUCUGCUGCUGAUUGGUCACUCGAUCGGCUGCUACAUUAUCCUGGAGAUGAUGAAGAGAGACCCGGAGCUGAAGGUUUUGAAGGCCGUGAUGCUGUUCCCCACCAUCGAGCGCAUGGCCUGUAGCCCUCAGGGGAAGCUCAUGACCCCUUUGCUCUGUCAUCUUCGGUACGCCGUAUAUCUGCCCAUCUUCUUGCUGUCCCUGCUGCCCGAGAGGCUGAAAGCUGAAAUUGUGCGUCUAGCCAUGGGGAAUUUAUACUCGCUGGACACCUCUAUCGUCCCAGCAACCGUCAGCCUCAUCAAUGUAGACUGUGCUGCUAAUGCUAUGUAUAUGGGAGGCCAAGAAAUGAGACUGGUGGUAAAAAGAGAUGACUCAACCAUACGUCAACACCUCGGAAAGCUUAUUUUUUACUAUGGAGCUACGGACCACUGGUGCCCUGUGCAGUAUUACCAUGAUAUCCGAAGGGACUUCCCUGAAGGUGACAUUCGUCUCUGUGAAAGGGGCAUCCGACAUGCAUUCGUCCUGGAUGCGGGAGAGGAAGUGGCCAACAUGACGGCACAGUGGAUCUGCGAUGAUCUGAGGACUCUGUGACUGUAAGAUAAUUUUAGCACUGUUAAGGGCCGUUCACAUUAUAACAUUAACUAUGGCAUUAACUAAUAUUGCAUGUUUUCUUUACUAAAACGCUUGUAAUUGUUCAUGUGUCAUUUAAUCUAUAAGUAUGCUGUUCUUGUUGCAUUUACACAGCAGGUAUAACCAGCAGAUGUCCUCAACACGGCGCGUUUAACUGUAAACAAUGAAUCUAAUAGUUUGUGAAAUCUAAUAUCUUACAUUUGGCGUAGUUAAUGUAGCAGAAAAAAGCAUUACGUGGUGAAUUUCACAGCAACUGGAUACCUGAGGUAAUUUUAAGCUAUAACUAGACCUCAGCAAUGAACUUCUCCACUGUCUCAUCUGUCAUUUAAUGGCCGUGCACUUGAAAUUUAAAUAGAUUUGAUUGGUUGUCAAUAGUUUAUCGUUCAUCAGUUUAAAGAAGAAAAAAAAAUCGCCCAGAAAGUGAUGCAAGUGAUAUCGUUCAUUGUAUCUUUAUCGUUAUAGUUGUGGUGUGAACUCUGCUAUUCUUUUAAAUAUAAAAAGAUUUAUAAAACCAUAUUUGUAUAGUUAUCGUUAUAAUGUGAACGGACUUUUAAAGGGAUAUUCCAGCGAAAAAUGAAAAUUACCCCAUGAUUUACUCAAACUGUAUAUGAUUAUCUUUUUACAGACAAAGACAAUCGGGGUUAUAUUAGAAAAUGUGAAGGUUCCCAUCGGACAUGGAAUUUCUGAAAUAUCAUAUUUUGAAAGUCAGGGAAUUUUAUAUAUUUUUUCCAAGUCAUGGAAUAUCAGAAUUUGUUUGUCGCUUUAAAUUUUAGUUUGCAUUUAUCAAAAUGUACACCUUUGUACCCAAAGAGUAGCCUGGGUUUCCCCAUGCUGCCUUGAACGCAAAUUUAUUCAUGCUGCAUGUCUAGCAUGGAAACUAUGGACCUAUUUUGUCCCUGAAGUAGGGAACCAAUCACAGAACGGGGAGGGGGCAGCAAGACGAUGACAACAUCUAUGCGACACACCGAUUGACAAUGAGCUACGAACAGACGCAUUUGAUAGACAUUCGUAGCACCCAAUAAACGACAUAGGGAACCAAUCACAGAACGGGGAGGGGGGAGCAAGACGAUGACGACGUUUAUGCGACAGACCGAUUGGCUAUGAGCUACGUACAGACGCAUUUGAAAGACAUUCGUGGCACCCAAUAAACGGCAUAGGGAACCAAUCACAGAACGGGGAGGGGGGAGCAAGACGAUGACGACGUUUAUGCGACACACCGACUGGCUAUGAGCUACGUACAGACGCAUUUGAAAGACAUUCGUGGCGCCCAAUAAAUGCAUUUGAUAGACAUUCGUAGCACCCAAUAAACGACAUAGGGAACCAAUCACAGAACGGGGAGGGGGGAGCAAGACGAUGACGACGUUUAUGCGACAGACCGAUUGGCUAUGAGCUACGUACAGACGCAUUUGAAAGACAUUCGUGGCGCCCAAUAAACGGCAUAGGGAACCAAUCACAGAACGGGGAGGGGGGAGCAAGACGAUGACUACGUCUAUGCGACACACCGAUUGGCUAUGAGCUACGUACAGACGCAUUUGAUAGACAUUCGUAGCACCCAAUAAAUGCCAUAGGGAACCAAUCACAGAACGGGGAGGGGGGAGCAAGACGAUGACGACGUCUAUGCGACACACCGAUUGGCAAUGAGUUACGUACAGAUGCAUUUGAUAGACAUUCGUAGCACCCAAUAAACGGCAUAGGGAACCAAUCACAGAACGGGGAGGGGGGAGCAAGACGAUGACGACGUUUAUGCGACACACCGAUUGGCUAUGAGCUACGUACAGAUGCAUUUGAUAGACAUUCGUGGCGCCCAAUAAAUGGCUCUUGGCAUUCGUAAACCACGCCUCAAAUACGAGAAAAGAACACGUGGUUCCCAGACCACGUCUCAUUCUCUAUGAGACUGGUCUGGUGUUAGCCAGGCUACCCAAAGAGUUCAUAUUGUUAUUUCAAAGGUACAUAUUGAUAGUUUUAAGAUACAUAUUUGGUAUUAGGACCUUUUUUAAAGGGUACUGCCCCAAGUGACAGCUUUUGUACCUUUAUUUUUGACAGUGUAAUCAGCUUAAUAAGUUGUGACGUUUCCGUGUCCAAGCCUGCACAGCUGUUUGUUGGCGUUGUUUAUUCAUUUUAUGCAUUUAAGCUAAAUAUUUAAUAAACUCACAGUGUACAGCAUUAUCAGGCUCACAGCAUCUCAGACAUAGGUCAUGAAAAUUCAGCUUUUUAGUCAGAAGUCGUCAGGGAAUUUGACAUUUAGCUAAAAAUGUUUUGGCUGUUCCAAGCUUUUUAAUUGUAGUAAACAGUGACCAGGGAACAACUUCUGACUUUAAAGCCCAAAAAGUGCAUCCAUCCUUUACAGACUCCGGCGGUUAAUAAAGGCCCUCUGAGGGUAAUCAGUGUGAUUUUGUGAGAAAAAUAUCCAUAUUUAAAACUAUAAGCCGUAACUACUAGCUUCCGGCAUCGGCCAAGGUGCAUUCACAGAGCUCUUUUUUACUUCAUUUAAUGGGGGUAGCACCAGAGGCGUCAUCCCCAUUUAAACUGAGGGGGCAUGUGCCCAAAUGGAUUUUUCAUGCAACCUCAAAAUGAAAGAAGCGUCCAUUAAUCUGUUAUUUGACUUUUAAUCUGUUUAAUAUGCACAAUAUUAUAAAUUCUUAUAAAUUAUGCAUCCUUGUAACUUUUCAGAGAUUUUUGCCGUUUUGAUUGUGUAUGAUCAUGUUACAUUACAAUUCUGGCGGCAGGCACUGCAGUCAGCGCAGCCGCAGACCUCAGCGUCUGAGCGCGCUCAAGAGUUUACUGUUGCUGCUGCAUUUGGCUAUGUGAGGAAUUAAAACGUGUAAGAAACGCUCACAACAUUUCCAAACCCCAGUACGGUAAUGUGCAGUUAACCUCCUCUGUGUAGAAAAUGUAUGGUUUAAAAUGUGACCGUCUAGACGUUAAAUUUGUAGAGAUUUCUAGAUUCAUCUUCUUGGUACAACGCCAAAGUUCGCCAGAGUUCAUGGGGGCGUGGAAUCACACAUGUUCAUAUGAGGUGAAAUUGAAUGCAAAAAUCCGUUCCUCUAAUAGUUUUAUCUAAACAUAUUUUUUAAAAUCAUUAUUGAACAUUAAAAUCAAUCACUUUAUGGAUUUAAAAUUACAUUAAUUUCAUAGGAUAAUGCAGUUGUUGUGCAAAAUGCAUUAAUGACACAAUUAAACAAGUCAUUAAACAAAACGUAAAUAAACAAAACAUGCCGUUUCAGAUGUAAAUAUGAUGCCAAUAUGUCAUUAUUCCGAUUGAUUAGUAUUUGAUAUAAAAGUUAGUCAACACUUUUAUUUUGGAGGUUUUUGCAUGAAGGCACUCAGAUUAUUAGAAAUAUAUGUGCCAUGGAAAAGACUUAAAGCUCUAUAAUAUAUUUAGUUUCAUGUCUGUGUAUGCACAAAUUACUUUAAGCUAUGCACACUGUGCCCCCUCAAAAAAAAUUGGUGCAUGACGCCCCUGGGUAGCACCAACGUAAAGGUACAUUAUCGCCACCUAACUUACUCUUGUCAAAGAUUAUAGAAGCCACUCCAACACAGUAGGUGGCAAUAAUGCACCGGAAGCUAUUUAUUAUGGUUCAUAAAGUUUAAAAUAUGGGCGUUAUUCUAAAACAAAUUACUUCUGUGAAGGAUAGUUGAAUGUUUUGGCUUCAAAGUCAAGUUGUUCCCUGGUCCCAUGUUCACUACCAUUAUGAAGCCUGGAAGAGCAAGGACAUUUUCUAAUAUAACUACGACCGUGUUUGUCUGGAUAAAGAUAAACAUGUACAUUGAGGAUUGCUUGAGGGUGAGUAAAUCAUGGGGUAAUUUCAAUUUUUUGCUGAAGUAUCCCUUUAAUUUGUAUUAGAAAAUGUAAACUUACACUGAAAAAAAUUAUUAAUUCAAUUUACUUCAUUUUUUUAAGGUAAGUGUUUGCAAUCAAUUUAUUUAAGCUACAUUUAAACAAAAGAAAAAAUAAUUAAAUAAAAAACUUUGUUUUAAAGUAGCUUAAAUAAAUUGAUUGCAACCAAUUACCUUAAAAAAAUGGAGUACAUUGAAUGAAUAAUUUUUUUCAGUGUAGUUGUGGUGUGUAUUUAACUUUACGAAUAAUUAAAAAAUUGGGUUGGUAUUUGAGAGAAUGUUAAAGAGAUAGUUCACCCAAAAAUGAAAAUGUUGUCAUUAUUUACUCAUGUACUUGUUUACUUUCUUUGUUCUUCAGAACCCAAAUGCAGAUUUUUAAAAAACUGUUGCCUGUCUUUUAGUGCACAUGCACUGUGCCUAAAUUGUUGUUUAUGCAGUGUUAGUCGAGUCUAACUCGAGUCCGAUUCAAGACCAGCGAUCAAGUGUCGAGUCUGAGUUAGGACCGAGUCCAGAAAAAGCUGGAUGUGGACUCGAUCUUGAGUUGGACUCAAUGCUCGAUCAACACUGGUUUUAGGAUAUUCACGUUUCAAAUGUGUGUAACAACUGAUAUCCAUUGUCUUCAAGACACUUAAAAAAGUCGAGUUAUUUAUUUAAUACUUUUAGGGGUAACGCUUUAUUUUACGGUGUCUUUGUUACACAUGCUACAUGUAAUUACUGUAGUAAUAACAGUUAAUUAUGCAUAAUUACAUGCAACUAACCCUAAACCAAAUCCUAACCCCAACCCUAUAGUAAGUACAUGUUGUUAAUGAUUAUUACUUAUUAUUAAAUGUAUAAUUACACACAGUGAUGCGUUAAAAUGAAGUGUGACCCUUUUAGGUAAUUUUGAAGCUUAAAUUUUUCUCUGAUUACAAUGGCAGUGUAUGGUAAAUGAGGUGGUCACCAUUCACCCCCGUUAUAACUAGAAACCCUUUAACUUUUAACUUGUGGUUAACUAAUGACAAAGUUUUAAUUUGGGGGUGAACUAUCCCUUUAAUUAGCUAUUAUUAGCCAAUUUUUUACAUUUAUUUGUCAUGUUUUAACCCUAAAAACGUAAUAGGGGAACAUGACAAGUAUCCUAUCUCAUAAUACAUAUUCAUGGAGUUAAAUUACAGAUUCAUAUGUAAAAUGUACAUUCCCCUGACCCUAUACUUUAUGCAUUAUAAAAAAGAUGGAGUUGUUGUUUCUGUACAUUAGCUCAAUUGGAAGAGCAUUGCAUUAGCAGCUCAACCGCUCACACACACAUACUGCUAAAAUGUAUACCUUGUAAUGCACUGUAGUCACUGUAUUUGCCCAACGUGUACAUGUAAAUUAAUGAAUGGCUAUAUAAAAUUAUUAUUAUAAAUAUAUAAAUUAUUUAUUGUUGUAGCAUUUCAUAUCACCCUUGUGUGACCCCUUAACAUUUUCUUUAUGAUUUUUAAUAAAAAAAGAUGAUGAUCAUGGCCUCCUA